CCACAAAUGGGUAAUGAAUAUCCUGUAUUUGAUGAAAAACAACCAAAGAAAUUAAGUGAGAGUGAGAUUGAAUCAUUUCGCAAUGAUUACAAUGAUUUAAUUUCACAACCAUAUAAUUUAGAAAAUACGAAAAGAUUUCAUGAUAAACAUAAAAAUAUAUUAUCAAGAUCUUCUUCAUAUUCAUCCUGGGUUUUUUCUGUCGUUGUUGAUGCUGAUUUGAAAUAUUUAGGGAUGGUUGGAGUCGCUGGGAAUUAUUUUUAUACCGAACAGAAACUUACUACUGUAAGGAUGCCUCGUCAAAAACAUACAACAAAAAAGAAACCUUCUCCUUACUCUAUCAAACAAAAAAAUAACUUUAAUACUUUACCAAACGAAUUAUUUCUUUUGAUAUUCUUAUUUCUGAUCCCAAACGAUAUCACCAAAUCCUCAAAAUUCAAGUUAAAUGAUCGGAGAUUCAUCGAUUUUCAAAAGACAAAAUUCGUGAAUCGGCAAUUUUUUUGGGCUUAUAGAUAUUAUUUUUCUCGAUAUGAAACAAAAUAUUGUCUGAUACAAAAGUAUAAUCAACUUUAUUAUCCACCCAAACGUUAUAAAUGGAAUAUUCGAUAUUGUAAUAUACACACUUGGAUUGAAGUUGAAGUCGAAGAAAACAAUCAAUCAAGGCAUAUACUUCGCUAUGAUCGCUAUGCUGAUUUUGGAAAGUUGUAUUGUAUGUCACAUGGUGAUGUUUUACUAUUUAUCGAAUCAAAUAAAGUUGAUGGUUACGGGAAAAAAACAUGUGAUAUUUGCAAAAGUUUUACAUAUUGUGCAAAAUGCUCCUAUGAAUUUCGAAGAGAUGAC
This is a messenger RNA of Racocetra persica, 837 nucleotides long. Lineage: Eukaryota; Fungi; Glomeromycota; Glomeromycetes; Diversisporales; Gigasporaceae. The record is from the annotation of a GenBank genome assembly.